AUGGGCGACUUCUUAGCUCCCCAUAAUGCUUGCGGACAGAACCUUCUGCGAAUCGUUUCUCGUGGAAAUGCCAUUCUUGCUGAAUUAAUGCGAUUAAAAGAUUACGUACCGCCAGUCUUUAGAUUUGACAGUAAACAAUUCGAUCAGAAAUAUGGAUCUGUAAUUAUAGACUUUGCAUACUUUAAAGCCUGUGCUACAUAUGAACAAAAAAUUGAAAAUGAUUCUGCAUUGCAAGCUCUUGACGAAAAACUGCGUGAAAAUUUCUCAAACAUACUAACAAGAUUUUAUUUGGCAUUUGAAAGUAUUCACAAGUAUAUUACGGACCUUAAUGCUUACAUAGACGAAUUGGAGGAUGGCCUGUAUAUACAACAGUCUCUUGAAUCUAUUAUGUUCAAUGAAGAAGGAAAACAAUUAAUGUGCGAAGCUGUAUACUUGUAUGGAAUUAUGUUAUUACUAGUGGAUUGCCAUUUUGAAGGGUACGUUCGUGAGCGUUUAUUGGUAUCUUAUUAUCGAUAUAAUGCACAGCGUUCCUCAUCAACUAGAGUAGAUGAUGUCUGUAUGCUACUUCGCUCAACUGGAUAUAGUAAAUCGUCAUUGAAAAGACCUGCAAAUUAUCCUGAAGAAUAUUUUAAGAGAGUACCAGUGAAUACUUCAUUAGUAGAACUAGUUAUAGGACGAUUGCGGUCGGAUGAAUUGUAUAACCAAAGUCGUGCUUUUCCAUAUCCAGAACAUCGUAGUAUCGCGUUAGCUAAUCAAGCUUCGAUGCUAGUCAUCAUAUUGUCAUUUAAUCCUUCUUUAUUACAUUCCCAAACUGCAAUAAUGCGUGAAAUUGUAGUCAAAUUUUUUCCUGACUGUUGGGUCAGCAGCAUUUAUAUGGGAGUGGUAAUUAAUUUAUUUGAUUGGUGGCAGCCCUAUAAAGCAGCACGAACAGCACUCAAUAGUACACUGGAGAAUUCAAAUAUAAAGAAAACUGCACAGAAUUAUGGACAGAAGAUGGAUACACAAAUUCUUGAAGUUGAAAAGAUACAAUUUUCCGUUAAUCUGGAUGAGAACGCAGUAGGUCCAAUAGUAAAAUUGGUUCGAAAUUGUAAUGUUACGUUACACUGGAUUCUUCUGCAUACUGCCUCGCCAAAUAUGUUGGUUGAAGAAUCCAAACGAUCCAAAAGUAUUCGCCAGUUGGUUAUCCAUGAGAGUAAAUACUCAGUUGAAAACUGUCUUCGUCUACUAUUGAAUACAGCACAAGUUGAACAAAAUGUUAAACAAUUUUACAAGCAGCUAUUACAAGACAAAGAAUCAAAGUGGAUGAAGAAAAAGGAAAGAUGCGUGGAACGUAUCUCGGAUCUUGCCGAGCUGUUUAGUGGCAAUAAAUUUUUAGAUGGUACUGAGAAAAAUCUGUGCCUUCAGAAAUGGUUCAAGGAAAUUUCUGAACAUGUGAAAACUCUGCAACAAGAUGAGGGACGUAAAAUCGUACAGCUUUUACAAGCACUUGAGGAAGUUCAAGAAUUUCAUCAACCGGAAAAUAAUUUAAAUAUCUCCCAAUAUUUGGCUGACACACGUGUAAUUUUACGCAGUAUGUUGCUUACUGGUAGCAUAAGUGAAGAUAUAAUGAUUACAUUAAAUAUAGUGACAGAUUGUUGUUACGCUUGGAUCAUUAUGGAGUCAUUCGUUAGUGUAAUGCAAGGUUGUAUAAAAGAGAAUCCGUCUAUGGUGAUUAAACUAAAAGCUCUCUUUUUAAAGAUGGCUUCUGCACUAGAAACACCACUACUGAGAAUAAAUCAAGCUCGCAGUGCAGAUCUGUCAUCAGUGUCUCAACAUUACAGCAGAGAGUUAGAGGGCUUCGCAAGGCGAGUGCUGCAAAUUAUUCCUGAAACUGUAUUUGGUUUACUUGCUGAAAUAGUUCAUCUUGAAACAAACAUUUUAAAAGAGAUGCCAACAAAGAUAAGUAAAGAUAAAUUGAAAGAUUAUGAACAGUUUGAUGACCGAUUACAGAUGGCAAAAUUAACGUACGCAGUGUCUGUCUUCACAAAAGGUGAACUGUCACUUAGAAGUGUUUCUUUAGGUGUUUUGCGUGUCGAUUCCCAUCGUCUUUUCGAAGACGGAAUUCGUCAGGAACUCGUCAAAAAAGUGACACAUGCGCUGCACAAUUGUCUUGUAUUCGAUUUAAAGUCUAAGACAGAUCUAGUAAAGAAGCUACAAAAUUUAGCAACCGUCAUGGACGGAUACCGUAGAUCUUUUCAAUACAUUCAAGAUUAUAUAAACAUUAACAGCUUAAAAAUAUGGCAUGAGGAGAUUACAUACAUAAUAAAUAAUGCUGUGGAAGAAGAGUGCAAAGGUUUAACUUGGAUACCUGGAAAAAAUUGGAGAAGCUUACAGGAUGAAAAAUUCAUUCACAUACCUGUGACAGAUUCGAAUUCCUAUACAUUUUUAGGACGAUUUGCACGAGAACUUAUUCGCAUUACUGAUCCUCGGUCGACUGUUUACAUUGAACAUACGCUUGCGUGGUAUGACAUUAAAACGCACAAUGAGGUAUUAAAUCAUAAUGUUUUUUCAACAAUAUUACAAGGAAUGGGUACACCUGGCUUAUGUGGAUUAGAUGAGCUAAUAUCGUUUUUCACUGUUGUUGAAAUUCAAAACAUUAAUAAUUACUUGGAAAAAGGAGUUCGUGAAAAAGUCUGGACGGAUAUGAUAAAAGAUUCCAACAUAAUUAUGCAGAAUAAUUCAGAAAAUUCAAAAGGCAAUCCUGGGAAACUUUAUAUGACGGCCCUUACUGGUACCACUAAAAUAUGGAUGCCAAUGCUUGAUUGGGUAUUGAAAAUUGGACAGUUUCAAAUAUUAAGAAAUAAAAUAGCGUACGAUUUGAAUACUGCUUGCAAAUUUGAAGCUAAGCACAUGGAAUCAGCACUUAGAACUCUAAACCAAGCAGUACUUGCUGAAAUUUAUAAGAGAAACAAUGGAUAUCAAACUGAAGGAGAAACUGAGUUGCUUCGACAACUCAGUAUCCGUUUGGACUGGGCGGGUAUUAGUGACCCGCAAAAUAAGAUUUAUGUAAAGUCCAAAAAUGUUCCAGACGUCGAAAUAAUAAUGUUUCUGUUUACUGUGACGCAGGUACACAAAUUGUACUAUUCCAAAAGUAUUGCUGGUUUAUUAAGCAAAAAAGUUCAGGAUCCAGUGGAUGCUAUAGCUUUUGCAAUAGGAAUGCAAACGGUUCUUCGACAAUUUCAUACGUCUGCUUUGAAUCGUUAUGUAGCCCUACUUUGUGAAUAUAUUAUGUUAUUUGUCAAUGUGGAAAGCUCAAAAACCGCAAGCGAUUGGGAAGCGGAAGGAAUCACGACGUUACACUUUUUGGAACUAUUUGCAAAAUAUUCAAAUGUGCCAAAAUCUAUUAUAUUAAGUCACAUACCACUGGUGAUAUUAGAUCAGUAUGAUGUAAAGUUAUUGAAAUAA
Molecule: messenger RNA, 3444 nt
Organism: Cephus cinctus (wheat stem sawfly)
Lineage: Eukaryota; Metazoa; Arthropoda; Insecta; Hymenoptera; Cephidae
Gene: Strump
Product: WASH complex subunit 5
Exons: 17
Coding region: 1-3444 (1147 amino acids)
Biological process (GO): endosome organization; regulation of actin nucleation; actin filament polymerization
Cellular component (GO): endosome; WASH complex
Source: RefSeq, a predicted model, not a curated record